AAUACACCCCCUCCCUCUACCAGAACCCCCGAAGAGAUCGAUCGAUCGCGAGAGACGGGAGGGCGCGAGGGCCAACAGCAUGAGACCCAUGGCUUCCUUCGGCGCUGCCGCCUGCUUCCUCCUCUGCGCGCUGCUCCUCGUCCAGCCCGCCCCCGCCGCUGCCGCCGGCGAGAAGCGGUCCUACGUCGUGUACCUCGGCGAGCAUGCGCACGCGUCGCGGCUGCACGACCUCCCAGCCGUCGACCUGGCGGCGGUCGAGGGGAAGGCCGCCGACUCGCACUACGACCUCCUCGCCACCGUCCUCGGAGACAAGGCGAAGGCGCGGGAGGCCAUCUUCUACUCGUACACCAAGCACAUCAACGGCUUCGCCGCCAACCUCGACGCCGACGAAGCCGCCCAGAUCGCCCGGCUGCCGGAGGUGGUGUCGGUGUUCCGGAACAGGGGGUACCAGCUGCACACGACGCGGUCGUGGCAGUUUCUUGGCAUCGCCGGGCCCGGAGGCGUCCCGCGCGGAGCGUCCUGGCGCAAGGCUAAGUUCGGCGAGGGCGUCGUCAUUGGCAACAUCGACACCGGUGUGUGGCCAGAAUCGGAGAGCUUUCGGGAUCAUGGGCUGGGACCAGUCCCCAAGCACUGGAAAGGAACAUGCGAGAAAGGCCAAGACGACAACUUCCACUGCAAUGCGAAGCUGAUCGGGGCGCGCUACUUCAACAAGGGGUACGGGUCGGAAGGGCUCGACACCAAGGCUCCCGAGUUCAACACCCCGCGGGACAACGAGGGGCACGGCACGCACACGCUGUCCACGGCCGGUGGCUCGGCGGUGCCCGGCGCCAGCGUGUUCGGCUUCGGCAACGGCACGGCCUCCGGCGGCUCUCCACGGGCGCACGUGGCCGCGUACCGCGUGUGCUACAAGCCCGUGAACGGCAGCUCGUGCUUCGAGGCGGACAUCCUGGCCGCCUUCGACGCCGCCAUCCACGACGGCGUGCACGUCCUGUCUGUCUCCCUCGGCAACGAUGGUGAGCCCUACGACUACUUCGACGACGCCAUCUCCAUCGGGUCCUUCCACGCCGUCCGCCGCGGCAUCAGCGUUGUCUGCUCGGCCGGAAACUCGGGCCCCAAGCCCAGCUCCAUCUCCAACCUUGCGCCGUGGGUCUUCACUGUCGGUGCCAGCACCAUGGACCGCGAGUUCCCGUCUUACGUCGUGUUCAACGGCACAAAGAUCAAGGGGCAGAGCAUGUCGGAGACAUCGCUCAAGGGCAAGGAGUCUUACCCCAUGAUCGAUUCCGCUGAAGCCGCAGCGCCCGGCAGAGCGGUAGAUGACGCCAAGAUUUGCCUGCAGGGGUCGCUGGACCCGGAGAAGGUGAAAGGGAAGAUCGUGGUGUGCCUGCGUGGGACGAGCGCGCGUGUGGCCAAGGGCCUGACGGUGCUCCAAGCCGGCGGCGCCGCCAUGGUGCUCGCCAAUGACGCCGCCUCGGGCAACGAGAUUAUCGCGGACGCGCACCUGCUCCCGGCCACGCACAUCAGGCACAGCGACGGCCUCACCCUAUACAACUACCUCAAAUCCGCCAAGUCACCAGAGGGGUACCUUGAGAAGCCGGAGACGAUCCUGGAGACGAAGCCAGCGCCGUACAUGGCCGCUUUCUCCUCGCAGGGACCCAACCCCGUCAACCCGGAGAUUCUCAAGCCCGACAUCACGGCGCCCGGGGUGAGCGUGAUCGCCGCGUUUACCCGCGCCAUGGCCCCCACGGAGCUCGCCUUCGACGAACGCCGCGUCGCCUUCACGUCCAUGUCUGGGACGUCCAUGUCGUGCCCGCACGUCUCUGGCCUCGUGGGGCUCCUCAAGGCCCUCCACCCAGACUGGAGCCCCUCCGCGAUCAAGUCGGCAAUGAUGACGACGGCGAUCGACGUGGACAACAAGGGCGAGUCCAUCCUCAACGCAUCCUUGGCGCCGGCUGGGCCCUUCGCCUACGGCGCCGGCCACGUGUGGCCGAGCCGCUCCAUGAACCCCGGCCUCGUCUACGACCUCGGCCCCGACCACUACCUCGACUUCCUCUGCGCGCUCAAGUACAACGCCACGGUCCUGUCCAUGUUCAACGGCGAGCCGUACAAGUGCCCCGAGAAGGCCCCCAAGAUCGAGGACCUCAACUACCCGUCCAUCACCGUCGUCAACCUCACGGCCUCCGGCGCAAUGGUGAAGCGCACGGUGAAGAACGUUGGCUCCCCGUGCAAGUACAAGGCGAUGGUGCGCCAGCCGGCUGGCGUGCAUGUGACGGUGAGCCCCGACGUGAUGGAGUUUGGGAAGAAGGGGGAGGAGAAGACGUUCGAGGUCAAGUUCGAGACCAAGAACGCCAAGCUGGCCAAGAACUACGCGUUUGGCGCGCUCAUAUGGAGCAACGGUGUCCAGUUCGUGAAGAGCCCCAUCGUUGUCAAGACGGCGGCAUGAAAGGGCAACCGGGUAAAAUUAUAUCGAUCGGGUGUUGGCGUUUGAUUAGCUUAGGAAUCAAUCAUAUCGAGCGUUAGGGUUUCCAUUAGCUUAGGAAUUAAGCCACUGUAGAGAGAAACAGACACGCAUAUGUUAUUUAGGUCUUUAUUAGGCCUGUGGAACAAUAAUCAAGUGAAGGGGAAUAAUAAAGUGGUUAGUAGUUCUUCGCA
Molecule: messenger RNA, 2649 nt
Organism: Aegilops tauschii subsp. strangulata
Lineage: Eukaryota; Viridiplantae; Streptophyta; Magnoliopsida; Poales; Poaceae
Product: subtilisin-like protease SBT5.3
Biological process (GO): proteolysis
Molecular function (GO): serine-type endopeptidase activity
Source: RefSeq, a predicted model, not a curated record